Molecule: messenger RNA, 1748 nt
Organism: Belonocnema kinseyi
Lineage: Eukaryota; Metazoa; Arthropoda; Insecta; Hymenoptera; Cynipidae
Product: leucine-rich repeat-containing protein 15-like
Exons: 2
Coding region: 175-1620 (481 amino acids)
Molecular function (GO): protein binding
Source: RefSeq, a predicted model, not a curated record
CAGGACUCACCGUAGUGAUAAGGGUCCACAAAGUAAAAACUUUAAUAAGAAAAGUUCUCAACAAAACAAAAUUCAACAUCAACGUAAAAGAAAUUAUUCUAUUGAAAAAUCUUUUUAAAAAAUUAGAUCAGGGUGAUUUAUAAGGCAGCUUUGUAUUACCAAGUAUAAUUAAAGAUGUUCCUGACAAUAUUUACAGUCUUCCUCAUCACGGAAGUGAGUGUUGGUUGUCAAAAGCAAGCAGUCUCCUUCGACAUGAAUGAACAGGAUAUCCAACUGGAACGAUCUUCACUCUCCUUUUCUGAACUACCGGAUUGUCAAAAAUCAAAAGCGUCUAUCAAAUUAAAUCUCUCAAAAAUGGGUAUAAACAACAUAACCGAUCACUUUACAGACAGUCCUUUAUUUACUUGCCUCAAUCUCGAAGGCAACGAAAUCGUCACCAUACCAUUUGGGGUGUUUGAUGACCUUCCGAAUUUAACAUACCUCAACCUAGCCAAUAAUCACAUUCCAGCUUACAACCUUCUAUCAUUCGGUGGUCAUAAAAAGCUCGACACAUUAAUUCUUGAUGGAAACGUUCCAACUUAUUCUCACACAUUUGCAGUAAAUGGAUAUUUCCCAGAACUGAAAUCCUUAUUCUUGAGAAGAAAUCUUCUCGAAUACUUCCCUAAUGAUUUCCGUUUCCACUUUCCAAGUCUCAGCCAUCUUUACUUAACCGAUAAUAUUGUGAACGUGACAAAUUUAUACAAUUUUGUAAGCAGCAUGCCAGCUUCUGUAACACAUUUGUAUCUCGAACAAAAUGGUAUUAGAGUAUUUAGAACUUCAGUCUUAAACAAUAUCACUGAACUUUAUUUGGAUGGAAAUGAUUUUAAGAAUAUUGAUAGGUCUUAUGAAAAUACUUUGGAUCCAAGCAAUACUCCAACUAUGCAGGAACUCUCUCUCAGGUAUUGUAAAAUUGAAAAGGUUGGAGCAACAGCUUUUUAUGGCACAUACAAUUUAACAACUUUGGAUUUGUCUAAUAACUACAUUUAUGAAAUUCCUGACGGAUUGUUUAAUGGGGUAUCAUCUUUAAAAAAUUUGUCUCUCAGUUAUAACUUAUUAAAGGAAAUCCCCAAAGCUAUUUCACUUUCUUGCUUGAAGAAAUUAUACUUGAGUCAUAAUAAAAUUCAAGAUGUAAGACAAUUGAGUAAUCUUACUGGACUUCGAACUUUGUCACUCAGGGGAAAUAAUAUUACUCAUUUAAAUGCUGGCGUCUUUGCAAAUCUGACUAAUUUAAAGGAUUUGGAUUUGGCUGAAAAUAAUAUUCACUACCUACAGCCAGAUUCUUUAGAGACUUUGAAGGGCCUGACAUUCUUGAAUUUGAACUUUAAUAAAUUAUCGAGUGUAGAAUCACUUUUUAUGAGAAAUAAUUAUUCUCUGGAACAAUUGUAUCUUAAGGAAAAUCCUGUUAUUCGUAUCACUGCUACUUCUUUGAUCAAUUUACCUGAGAACUUGACUGUUCACAUGGGACCAAUGAGAACGUCAGAUUCACAUCCAAAGCUGUUUGAAUCUAGUGAGAAUAAAGAGGAUAACAAAAGUUUGUCUUUGGAAGAAGAGGAGGAAUUGAAAAUUCAGGUUCAGCGUUAAAAAUAAUAAGUUUGUCGAUUUUGAAAUAAAACAAGCAUGGGUAUGAAUGUGAUUGGCAACUGCUUCCAUGAACUUCGAUGUAUCAUGAUUUUUUAUAACAAAUAAAGCAGAAAAGUAGUUUUAUGUCA